Coffea eugenioides is the source of this 2442-nucleotide messenger RNA. RefSeq lists its product as uncharacterized. The record is from RefSeq and is a predicted model, not a curated record. Bases 39 to 1616 code for a protein of 525 amino acids. The transcript has 5 exons. NCBI's taxonomy places the organism in Eukaryota, Viridiplantae, Streptophyta, Magnoliopsida, Gentianales, Rubiaceae.
GGGGCCUCUAUCACUGAUUCUCCUUGUAAUCGCUAGAAAUGACGAUUUUUACUGGAUUCACCGCGAAUAAUAAUAAACUGUACCGUUCUUGCCGACCGGCUCAUUCAAUUUGUGCUCACUAUUACGUUAUUAAUUCUUUUUAUCCAGCUAUGACCGGAAGCCGGUGGCUAGGUUCCAGAACUGAGUCUGCUCCAUCAGAGUUCCGGGGACCAAACGCCUACGAUUUGCUCGGAGUUUCGCAGACCAGCUCAUUAGCAGAAAUCAAAGCUUCCUUUCAUAAAUUAGCCAAGGAGACCCACCCUGACCUUGCCGACUCACACACCUACUCUUCUGCCUCCAAUCGGUUCAUCCAAAUUCUCGCUGCUUAUGAGAUACUCUCAGAUUGUGAGAGGAGGGCGCACUACGAUCAAUAUCUAUUGUCUCAAAGGGUGCUAUUUCAAAGACUUCCUGGGCAGGGAUCAGAUAUUUUUACCUAUGAAUCACACAGAACACCAGCUGGGCAGAUGGAAGUUGUUGAAUGGUUGAAAUGGUAUAGAUAUGCCGUAAGUGAGAUUUUAUCAGAGAAAAGGGUGGUCAUAGGAUCAGGAUACCUUGAUGUAUUGGAGAGGGAUUUCUAUUCGGCAAUGCAUACAGCAUAUUACGGCCCAGAGAUUGAGUGCUCAGAUCUUCUUCCUGAUUGUUUUGAAGCUGAGGAGAGGUCUCAUUGUUGCACUCCUGAGGUGCUGCACUUGGUGUUCGGGCGAGAUCUCUUUGGAAUGGUUCGUAUUACCAACCAGAUUCCUGAAAUAUCACAUGCUAAAAGGCAAAACUUGACAUCUUUUCCAUCAGAUUUGUCUGAAUCCAUUCAGUAUGCUGAUGAUCUAAAGAACUCCAGUAUAACUGAUGGGGGCACUUACCAGAAGCAAGCAACUGAAUCUUGUUACAAUACCUUGGAUACAUAUAAAAAUCUUGAAUUAUGUAUAGGAGGAAGGCUGAUUGCUGUGGCCAGAAGAGAUCCACCGCAGAGCUUAGAAGGGAAACAGAACAAAGAGGAUAGUAUUCAUGUUUAUCUUACUUCACAUGAUGACUCUGUGGCUAGGAGUCAGGAGUCUGGCGAGUUUAAUGAUGUGGAUUUUUCAGUUGGAUACAGGAUUCCACUGGGAACAAUAACUGGACUUGGGACCAGCCCUGAUGAAGGAUCAUGCUAUGUCUAUGAUAAGAGUGGUGCAAAAACCCAUAUUAUCAUGAAGCACAGAACUUUGCUCGUAAAACACAUGCAUUGGUAUCGAGUAGGAGAUAAAGCUUCAAUGUGUGAAUGUAGAUGCACUAGGGCUCGGUUGCCGCCAAGCAAAUUUUGGCUAUUCGAACCUCGCUGUGGCAUGCAUGACAUUGGAGGCUGGUAUGUCGAAACAUAUGGUAGGGAUAAGAAGGCACGUACUGUACCAUCCCAGAGACACUGGGAUGGUUUGGAUUCAAAUGAACUGUUUGACAAGAGACUCCAUCCAGCAAUGUAUUUGCUUGCUCUUGCCUAUAGAAGUCUAGAUAUUGAAGAUGCAAGGAGAAGGAAGAAAACCGUGAAGGAUAUUAUUGAAACUAAAAUGUUUAGAAUUCUCAGCUGGUGCAAGAAACUAGCCUAAAAAAGUUGCCUAAGGCUUUCUCAAGUUGGAACUCGGAAGUGCCCAUAUCCAGAAUCGUCAUUGCAUCAUGCCUGAUGUUUAGGUAUUUAGUAACAAAAAUUCAUUGGAGUUCAUUGGAAUUUGGGAAUCAAGAACAAAAUAUCAUGAAAAGAUCUCAGUCCUUAUCUUGCUAAAUUGGUUUGGUAAUGAUGAUUCCAUACAGAGAAUGGGGUGACUUCCAUGGUUUUUCUUUAUAAAGAUAAUGAUGAAGAGGCAUAAACAGAAAGGAAAUAUCAAAGGAAAAGAUAAACUUUAUGCUGCCAUUGCAAUCUUAGUGAACAAAUAAAGUUUUUUGUCUUCAUUUUUUUCUUUCUCUGCUACAGUAAUCAGAAUGAAAGAGAUCAUACGAUGGAAGGAAUAGAGCUUAGUGAAGAAACAGAAUGAGUACUAGCUUUUGUUCAGCUACAAUUCCUAUCAAAGAUAAAUUUCAUAUAGAGAAAAUUUCAAGUUUGGGCUGUAAGGUUAUGUUGAUCUUAUAGAUUUAACUUGUCUUGUCUUUACAUAGUUGAGCAGAAUUAUCUUUCCUCAAAUAAGAGGGUGCCCCAAAUAAAAGCUGGACCUUUUGUUUUUUCUUUGGGCUACUCAUUGUCAUCUCAUAGCACUUGAUAUCAUGGUAUAAACAUAUAUCAUUGUGUUGUGACCAACUAAUCUGAGUUUUUUAGUAUGUCUUCAUUCCCCACUUCUGAAGAUGGACACUUUUUAAUGAUCCCCAACCAUCAGAGCAAAACAAAUGCAAUUGCAUUUGUUUUUAAUCUUUGCUAUGUAAAGUUCAACCCAAAAAAAAAAA